UCUCCCGGAACAACUGUCCCGGGCACUCUCCUGCAGCAGCUGCUGUUUCCGGCAGGCUGACUUUCAAUGUAGCACAGUGGCGGGCGGAGCGCUUUCCCGGUGACCCCGCUGCGGCUGUCAGGGGCCGAGCUCCGGUUCAUCAUGGCGACUACGGAGGAGGGCGGAUGGACGUACUGAUGACCGUCCGUAAGAUCGCCUCGAUCUGUACGAUGGGCACCAAUGCCUCAACAUUGGAAAAAGAGAUCGGCCCAGAACAAUUUCCUGUAAAUGAACAUUAUUUUGGUUUGGUCAAUUUUGGCAACACCUGCUACUGCAAUUCUGUUCUACAAGCACUUUAUUUUUGUCGCCCGUUUCGGGAAAAAGUUCUGGCAUACAAGGUCCAACCACGGAAGAAGGAAAGCUUGCUCACAUGCCUGGCGGACCUCUUUAACAGCAUUGCCACGCAAAAGAAGAAAGUGGGGGUUAUACCUCCCAAAAAGUUCAUCUCCAGAUUGAGGAAAGAAAAUGAACUGUUUGAUAACUACAUGCAACAGGAUGCCCAUGAGUUCCUAAAUUACCUGCUCAACACUAUUGCCGACCUGCUGCAGGAAGAGAAGAAACAGGAGAACCAGAAUGGCAAGCUGCAGAAUGGGAGCUUAGAACUGCCAGAACCAGAUAAACCUGACCUCACUUGGGUUCACGAGAUCUUCCAGGGAACCCUAACCAAUGAAACCAGAUGUCUAAACUGUGAGACUGUUAGUAGCAAAGAUGAAGAUUUCUUGGAUCUCUCUGUAGAUGUGGAACAAAACACUUCCAUUACACACUGCUUAAGGGGAUUCAGUAAUACAGAAACACUAUGCAGCGAAUACAAAUAUUACUGUGAGCAGUGUCGAAGCAAACAGGAAGGACAGAAGAGGAUGAGAGUGAAGAAGUUGCCUAUGAUAUUAGCCCUGCACUUGAAACGAUUUAAAUACAUGGACCAGCUGCACCGAUAUACCAAACUCUCCUACCGCGUGGUGUUCCCACUUGAGCUGCGGCUCUUCAACACUUCCGGAGACGCCACUAACCCUGACCGAAUGUAUGACCUCGUAGCAGUGGUGGUCCACUGUGGCAGUGGCCCAAACCGCGGACACUACAUCACCAUUGUAAAGAGCCAUGGAUUCUGGCUGCUGUUUGAUGAUGAUAUUGUAGAGAAGAUUGAUGCCCAAGCCAUUGAAGAGUUCUACGGUUUAACAUCAGACAUUUCCAAAAACUCUGAGUCAGGUUAUAUCCUGUUUUACCAAUCCAGAGACUGAUUCCCGUUCUGGGGAGAAAAUAAAUGCCUAGUACUGAAGAAGGUUAAACUGUUGGACAGUGAAUGAGGAAUCAGUGGUCCUUUAACAGACUUAAAGGAUUCACACAGCUGCCACCGUGAACAUCGGUUUUCAGUUCCUGGAAAGACUGUUUCACUUAUAAUUUCUCUGGUCUCCACAAGUAUACAAAGCCAAUCUUCUCCUGAAAGCCAUUUCAGUCUGUCUUCUCUUUACCAGGCCCAGGAGGGUCAUAACCUUCCAUACUCCUUGUGGGCUGAGAAGAGUAGUUUGGCACUGUUUUGUUGGAGAGUCCGUAGGAAAGAUGACAUCUACUGCGGAGUAUAAAUGACUCGCUCAGACCCAAGCAAAGAAGAUAGCACUUUGUAAGACAGACAGCUGUGGUUUGGUGCUCAGUUCAUUCUCAAUCAAAGAUUUUAAAGUUUAAAAAUAUGUGAUUCAUAACAUCAGGUUAUUGUUUCAUAUCACUUGUAAUCACGUCUGCUUCUGCACCAUCUUCAGUGAUUCCUGCCUUCCAUUUGUUUGCUGUAACACUCCUUGUAGUGAGUGUUAAUAGGCUGCUGUUCUGCACACUAAAUAAUGGGAUCACUAGGUUUUUUUGUUAUUUAAAAAAAAAAUUCAAUAUAUGUUUUGAAUUUUAGCACCUUUUUUUUAUGGUUGAAGACCUCUUCAAGUAUUGCUGCAUUAAUGGACAUGGGCUGACCAGAGUGCAAGGCUGGAGGGUUCCUAGUUUGACAAUCUCCCAGCAGGAGGGGUUUUAGGUUCUAAUUACAUGAGCGCCGGUGAGUUGAUCAGCAUCCAUGUUUGACUCACUUGUGCCCCUGUGAUAAGAUGCCAAUAACACUUGGAUGUCUGGAUAAGUGCUACGAUUGGUAAUCUCUGCAACCGCUGUCCAUAAACCUCCGAUUACAAGAGACACAUUGAGAAUUUCAGUAGGAUUAAAGUGUCAAAACCCAUAAAUAAAGCAAUUAACCCAUCUA
Pseudophryne corroboree (corroboree frog) is the source of this 2269-nucleotide messenger RNA. Its product is annotated as ubiquitin carboxyl-terminal hydrolase 12-like. Bases 165 to 1274 code for a protein of 369 amino acids. Lineage: Eukaryota; Metazoa; Chordata; Amphibia; Anura; Myobatrachidae. The record is from RefSeq and is a predicted model, not a curated record. Gene Ontology annotation, cellular component: cytosol; nucleus. Gene Ontology annotation, molecular function: cysteine-type deubiquitinase activity. Gene Ontology annotation, biological process: protein deubiquitination. The transcript has 9 exons.